AUGGAGGCGGCGGUAGCAGAAUUGUCCGCCUCCAUCGCCAACAAUUCUGCUACCGCCGCCUCCAUCGCUGCCGCCGGUGCCGCCGGAGCAGGCGGUGCCGGGAUUAUAAUCUCCACUCAUGGAGAGGAGGAAAAGUCCAACACCGACUCCUACAAGACUCAUAGAGUAGACCUGAAACUUGUUCCUGUGGGAUUGGAAGGAAGUGCAUUUCAUAGCAAAUUUGUUGAUGCAGAUGAGCUUAUGAGCUACUGCAGUUGGUUUGCGACCUUCAAACAUAUGGUUCCUAAGUGGAUUCGGCAAACAAAAGUUGCGAGGCAGAUUAGCCGAAUGCUGGUGAAUCAUCUGGGGCUGACACUGACUGAGGAGGACAUGCAGAAUGUUGUUGAUCUAAUGGAACCAUAUGGUCAAAUAACCAAUGGAGUUGAACUUCUUAAUCGUCCACUUGAUUGGACAGAGGGAAACAAGUUCCCCCAUGCUGUUUGGGCAGCUGGUCCUGGCCUUAUAGCUCUUUUACUACCUAACUUUGAUGUGGUUGACAAUUUUUGGCUUGAACCAUCUUCGUGGCAGGGAAUUGGCUGUACCAAGAUCACCAAGGCACGGAGUGAAGGAUCUGUUAAUGCUAACUCAGAGUCAAGAUCAUACCUUGAAAAGAAGCUUGUAUUUUGCUUUGGUUUGUAUGUCACUUCACAGCUUCUACUUCCUUUUGGGGAAGAGAAUUUUCUCUCUUCUUCUGAACUGAAGCGAGCUCAAGAGAUAGCGACAAGGAUGGUCAUUCAGUACGGUUGGGGGCCUGAUGACAGUCCUGCAAUUUACUAUCACAGUAAUGCGGUUACAGCUUUGAGCAUGGGGAACAACCAUGAAUAUGAGAUUGCAGCUAAAGUUGAAAAGAUGUAUGAUUUGGCUUAUUACAAAGCAAAGGAAAUGUUACAGAAAAAUCGUUGAGUUCUCGAAAAGAUUGUCGACGAGUUGCUGGAGUUUGAAAUCUUGACUGGAAAGGACUUGGAAAGGAUGCUUGAAGAAAAUGGUGGAAUGCGGGAGAAAGGGCCAUUUUCCCUCGUUCAACUUUUUAAUGGACAGGCUGAUGGCUGGAUAGUGGAAAAGAUCAGUCUACUGGCCAGCCCCAAUCAAAAGCGUCCGGCUAGGUUUUGGGGUGUCUACACCAAACUGAAAAUAUUCAACAUGACUAGCUAUAACAAAGUUGUAUACUUGGACGCAGAUACUAUUGUGGUUAAAAGUAUGGAGGAUCUGUUUAAAUGCGUGAAAUUCUGUGCUAACUUGAAGCAUUCAGAGAGGCUUAAUUCUGGAGUCAUGGUAGUGGAACCUUCUGAGACUGUUUUUAGUGACAUGAUGGGCAAAGUGCAAACCCUGUAUUCUUACACUGGAGGGUUUUGUAAAUUUGUACUAUAGCGACUUUGCCAAUGCACAUCUUUUCGAUGGAGCAUACGCAUAUUCUGGUGUUUCUAAUGGAGCAUACGAUGAUAUUGCUACCUGCUGUUACUGGUCGGGCAUGGCAUUUUUGGCAAUGGUGGCCCCAGCCUUGCCAUGCAUUUUCGGGAUUACUGCUCUUUUCGCGAGGUAAUUCUUUUGGUUUGAUUCUCAAAAUGCCCCAAUUCUCUUUACUAAUUUAAAUUACACCAAGUUUCAUGCUGAUCUGUUGCUUCCUAUAUCAUUUGGGAUCAGAAAUUUGAUUGCUUAUGAUGUUUCUUUUAUGUUCUUUGCUAUUUCCUUGCUAUGACGCUUGAGUGAGGAUUGCAAAAACAACAAAUUCGUGCAUGCUUUGCGUCCUUCAACGGGUUGGGUUUGAUGGUUGGUGGAGGCCUUAUAUUGGCAUCUUUCAUGACCUAUUCUUUGGAGCACCUUGCUAUCAUAUCGUUCAUUAGAGGCUUUGAAGCGCGAGAUUUGAGCCGGUAGCAGAAGCAUGUGUUUAUUAUGUUGACAGGCAGCACCAUCUCCACGUGUAAUUCUUUCUUCCUUCUCUGUUGUAACUUAUCACAUAGGCUACCCAAUGAUUGAUGUGUAAAUUAUUGAGGAAUCUUGGCCAGCUUAGAAGUUCUCCUCUUUCAAACAAGAGUGUCUAAACUGUAACAUGCCUUCAUGGAAUGGGAAUCCAAUUUUUGCUUCAGAUUUCAAA
Molecule: messenger RNA, 2131 nt
Organism: Syzygium oleosum
Lineage: Eukaryota; Viridiplantae; Streptophyta; Magnoliopsida; Myrtales; Myrtaceae
Product: probable inactive ATP-dependent zinc metalloprotease FTSHI 5, chloroplastic
Exons: 12
Coding region: 1-942 (313 amino acids)
Biological process (GO): proteolysis
Cellular component (GO): chloroplast thylakoid
Molecular function (GO): metalloendopeptidase activity; ATP-dependent peptidase activity; ATP binding
Source: RefSeq, a predicted model, not a curated record